This is a messenger RNA of Venturia canescens, 2105 nucleotides long. RefSeq lists its product as uncharacterized. The transcript is spliced from 5 exons. Lineage: Eukaryota; Metazoa; Arthropoda; Insecta; Hymenoptera; Ichneumonidae. The record is from RefSeq and is a predicted model, not a curated record. Bases 1 to 1224 code for a protein of 407 amino acids.
AUGAGCAAUUGGCGAAAAGGCCUCCACCCUAUUCUCCCAAGAAAUAUAUUCCAGCUCGCUGAAUGGUUGCAGAGUGGAGUGUGGACAGAGGAGUUAAAGUUUAAACUUUCAUUUGCAAAUGUGCAAAACGAAAAUAUUGAAGAAACAACGCACGAGAUCGAAGCGUUCGGUGUACAAAUCCGGAGGGGACAGCGCCCUAACCACUCUGGAGAAGUUGAAAUUGAAGUACACAUCGUGAUGGGCUGCCCAUUAUUUGCAGCGAAUUUUACGAAUGUCCAGUAUGCAUUUGUAGACUGCACCUUCGAUGCCGUUCCGAACAUUAAAGGAGCGAAUCAAUUCUUUACUCUCAUGGUGGAAUAUGACGGGCAGUAUUUCCCGAUUGCGUUCUCGGUAAUGGGCAAGAAAACCGAAGAAGCAUAUACGGCGGUGUUGGAAUGCAUUGUCUUGAAACUAACGCCGUUUUUGAGACCGAAAAUGGUGAUGGCCGAUUUCGAGACACCGUUGCAAAAAGCAAUAGCGAAAGUUUUCCCGGAAGCAAAUACAAAGGGUUGUUGGUUUCAUCAUAAUCAAGCUAUCGUUCGAAGAUGCCAACGGACAUCUUGUUUUUCAAAAAUCAAAAGUCGCUUUCCACAACAUCUAGAAGAGGCAUACAGAUUUCAGCGACAUCUCAUGAAUCUCAGCCUCUUGCCGCCUCCGUUUAUUGAGGAGGCAUUUGAAAUGUUGAGUAUGGAUUUGGCGAAAAAUUCCGAUCUUGCGGGAAUUUUUGAGGAUCUAUGUGCCUAUUACAAACGCUUUUGGAUCCUCACAAAAGGCCCAGCUUCGUUUUCCGUUUACAGAAAUACAAUACGGACCAACAAUCCACUGGAGCGUUGGAACCGCACACUGAAGUCCGCAGCGUCAUUGAAGCCCGAAAUUGGAAAAUUUAUCGUGGCACUGAAGCGAUUGGUGCAGUCAUCUUACCUGGACUUUUUGACAUUAAAACAGGGGAAUAAUCCUCAUCGGAAGCGGUGCGCUGCAACAAAAAAUAAGGACGCGUUGUUGGAAAAAGCGUGGGAACGACUGGGCGAGUUAUCCCUCUGCAACAAAGAGGAACGGGUACGGCGUUAUAGGGUUUUUUUGGAAGAGGUCGCUGAUCAAACGGUCGGCGGGGAGUGUGAUUCCGACUCCAGACAAAAUAUGCAGCAGGAUACCGACAGAAUGAUUGAACCAGUGAACGAAUAUUAGUCCGGGUGAUAAGGAUCAGGAUAAGAUGGACGUUACGAAAACGUGAUGGCCCUUUAUGCAUGGAAGUUAUUAUUCCUCAUAUGUGCAAUUGUUUAUGCCAAAUGCCAUUAAGAAUAUUAAUAGAGACAAAGUGUUUUUCUUCUCUAAUGCGACCAUUUUUUUCUCCGCUCGGAUUUAAAAAAAAAUUGGAGAAACGUUCAAAUGUCAUCGUACAGAAUAGUCAUGUUGCUAGUCAAAUAUCCUAAGAAGUAUUCUCUCUAAAAACAACAACAGUACAAACCAAAACGUACACGAAAAAAUAUAUAUUUCUUAGAAAAUUAUUCUGUGCACAAAAAAGUUCAAAGUACAUAAGUUACGAGUGAGAAAUUUUGUGGCUUUUCAAAAUCUGACAUAUUGCAGGAGUUGAAUGACUUUUUUUCUUUCCAAAAUUCAUUGAAAAAAUAGAAAAUUUCGUUUAUGCUGUAAUUGAUUUUUCCUUUUUUUUAUAAAACUAGCGAAAAGUGAGUAAAUUUGUUAAAGAAAUCAUGAAACUGCCGUUUUUGAAAUGUUCUCUGUCACUAUUAUGGUUACUAAAAAUUGACAAAAAUAUCGCUAUAUAAGUGGGUACAAUUUCUCUGUGCAUCUCGUAACGAAAUUUCGAUAUUAAUUAAAUCGAAUUGAAAUAGAAUGUUCAACUCUAUACAUACAAAUAUGUCUAUUUUUUAAGUUAGCGGUGCUAUUUUUUAAGUUAUGGCAAAAGAUAAACGAUGAGAAAAAUAUUUCCAGAGUGAAUCCUCGUGAGAUUGGUUAUCCACAGUUGUUAUUUGAAUGCAAAUGAAUUUUUCUUGUAUCGUAUUGAAUUAAUCAUCAACAGCAUUGAGAACCAGUUUUCGAAUAAAUAU